UGUUGGCUCUUCUAACAGUUUCUUAAACGAUACGGUUCAUUACAACCCUUCUGAUCUCUCCGGCUGGGCUCAGACCAUGCUCUCGGGGCUUAGCUACUACCCGGAUCUUGACCCGACCCGUGUUUGCGAUCUGCGACCAAUCACUGACGACGACGAGUGUUGUUGCAGUAGCAACAGCAGCAACAACAAGAGGAUUCGACUCGGUCCUUGGUAUGACUCAGUUAGCAGCGAGUCAACUCGCUCCGUGGUGCUCGUCGAAGAGACCGGAAUCAGACUCGUCCAGGCGCUAGUGGCCUGCGCCGAGGCGGUCCAGCAAGAGAAUCUGAGCCUCGCGGACGCUCUCGUGAAGCACGUGGGAUCGCUCGCGGCUUCUCAGGCCGGAGCAAUGGGGAAAGUCGCCACCUACUUCGCCGAAGCCCUAGCUCGUCGGAUUUACCGGAUCCACCCUUCCUCCGCCGCCGUUGAUCCUUCCUUCGAAGAGCUGCUUCAGAUGAACUUCUACGACUCGUCUCCUUACCUCAAAUUCGCACAUUUCACGGCCAACCAAGCGAUUCUAGAAGCUGUUACGAUGGCGCGUAGCGUGCACGUAAUCGAUCUAGGGUUAAAUCAAGGGAUGCAGUGGCCGGCGUUAAUGCAAGCCUUAGCUCUCCGACCCGGUGGUCCACCGUCGUUUCGUCUCACCGGCGUUGGUGCUCCGUCGAAUCGUGAAGGUAUCCAAGAGUUAGGUUGGAAGCUAGCUCAGCUGGCUCAAGCCGUCGGCGUCGAAUUCGAAUUCAAUGCUCUAACGACGGAGAGAUUAUCCGAUCUCGAACCGGAUAUGUUCGAGACCCGACCCGAAUCAGAGACUCUAGUGGUUAAUUCGGUUUUCGAGCUUCACCCGGUUUUAGCCCAACCCGGUUCGAUCGAAGAACUGUUAGCUACGGUUAAAGCGGUUAAACCGAGCAUCGUAACGGUGGUUGAACAAGAAGCGAACCAUAACGGCGUCGUUUUCUUAGACCGGUUUAACGAAGCGCUUCACUAUUACUCGAGCCUGUUCGACUCGCUCGAGGAUAGUGUUGUAAUACCGGGUCAAGACCGAGUCAUGUCUGAGGUUUACUUAGGGAGACAGAUUUUGAACGUGGUGGCGGCGGAAGGAACUGAACGGGUCGAGCGGCACGAGACGCUGGAUCAGUGGCGGAGACGGAUGAGAUCCGCCGGGUUUGACCCGGUUAAUCUCGGAUACGACGCGUUUAAACAAGCGAGUUUGUUAUUGGCGUUGUUCGGCGGCGGUGAUGGAUACAGAGUGGAGGAGAAUGACGGUAGCCUAAUGCUUGCGUGGCAGACGAAACCGCUCAUUGCUGCUUCGGCUUGGAAACUCGCGGCGGAGUUGCGGCGGUAGAGGAUGACAAUGACGUCGUCGUCACAAAGAAGUGAACAGAAAAAUAAACUUAGGGAACUUUUGUUUUUGAUAUAUAAAAUAAAGUGAAAUUGCGAAACCGUAACCUUUAUGUUUUUGUUUUACUGUGACUUUACCCCAAAAGUUUCGUUUUAUGACAAUUUCGUCCGAAAUAUUCCAUGCUUUUACUUUUUGGACCCCCAUUUGUGUGUGCUACUGUGCUUUGGUCGUCGAAAUUCGAAAACGAGGAAAAUGUGUGUAUGUAAAAGCACGAGGGCACGACCGAGAGUAGCAGUAAUAAAAGAAGUGACGUUUAUUUU
Molecule: messenger RNA, 1695 nt
Organism: Camelina sativa (false flax)
Lineage: Eukaryota; Viridiplantae; Streptophyta; Magnoliopsida; Brassicales; Brassicaceae
Source: RefSeq, a predicted model, not a curated record